This is a messenger RNA of Rotaria sordida, 2106 nucleotides long. NCBI's taxonomy places the organism in Eukaryota, Metazoa, Rotifera, Eurotatoria, Philodinida, Philodinidae. The record is from the annotation of a GenBank genome assembly.
AUGAAAAAAUCAAGUAGAAAAAAAUCUUCAUCAUCAACAUCAUGUUCAACAAUUGUUCCUGUUCCUGUUAAUGUUAAUCCAUCAUGUUCAACAUAUGAUUUAGAAUUAUUAAGUUUAUAUAGUCAUGAACAAGUUCAUAUAUAUGAUAAACUUUGUUCAACAAUAUCAUCAAAUUGUGAAAUAGCAUAUUCAACAUCUGAAGGUAUAACAAUAUCUGUACCAGAAAGUUAUCAACGAGAAUCUUCAUCUUAUGAAUAUGUCUCAUCAUCAUCAUUAUCAUCAAUGAUUGUUACACGAAUAAUAUAUCCAUAUGAAACAAAUGAACAAAAUAAUUCUAUAUCAAUUAAUUCAACAUCAUUUUUUAUAUUUGAAAAAUUAAAAAAUAAAUAUUUAUUUAAUCUUUAUAAAUCAUAUAUAAAUAAUCCAAAAUCUUUAUCAUCAUUUGAUCGUUUACUUUCUAAUGAUACAACUAAAUAUAAAGGUUUUCGUCGAUGUUUAUUUUCACCAUAUGAUAUUAGAUUAAAUCAAGGUCAAUCAAUAUUAGCAACGAUAACAUCUGCACAUGAAGUUUUUAUUUAUGAAAUUAUUUCAUCAUCAAAACGUUUUUUUCAUUCAAAAUCAUCUGAUUUUAAAAUUGAUUUAACUAAAUAUUUAUUUGAAAAUAUUCAAUUAGAAGAUUAUUUAAUUGAUUCAAAUAAUUCAAAUGAUUAUCGUUUACUUUAUUUUCAUUUAACAUCAUCCAUUUUAUGGAAUAAAAAUGGAACUUUUUUUUUUCAACUUCAAUAUUCAGGUCAUAUUAUUAUUUGGAAUUUUCAUGGAUUUUCGAUUUUAAAUCAAAAACCUUUAUAUAUAAUUGAUACAAAAAUUUCUAAACCAUUAACAAUGACAUGGAAUGAAUCAUCUCAAAUAUUAUUUAUUAGUGGAAAAGAAAAUCAACGUCUUUUUAUUAAAUUAGAUAAAAUGAAAUUAUUUUAUAUUAAUAUCAAUCAUAAUGAUUAUAUCAAUGUAGAACAUUCAAUUUUAAUUCAAUCAAAUCAAAAUACACUUAUUUUAAUUGAAAGUAAAAUCAAUUAUUGUUUCAUUUAUACCAUUGAUAUUCAUGAUGAUCAGUGUUCAAGUUAUGAUUGUAAUGAAAUUGGUAAUCGUAUUCUUCCAUCAUCUAUAGUUGGUUUUCAAGAAGAAAAAAGUUCAAUAUUAGAAAAUGAUCUAUCAAUAUUAAUUGGUUGUGAAGAUGGUACAAUGCAUUCUUUAAUAAUAUCUGUUAAAUUUCCAAUAAGAAUAAUUGAUAUAAAAUUAGUUGCUAAUGGUCAAAUAAAAUCUUGUUGUCGUAAACCAUUAAUUCUUCGUCAUUUUAAUUUAUCAUUAAAUGAAUAUAUUCUUGAAAGAAUAUAUUAUUCACCAAUUGUUGCACCUAAUGUUAAAUUUGGUUUUGUUAUUUGUACAUUACAUCGUUGGUUAUCAAAUAAAAUAAUAUCAUUAGAUAAAAUAAUUGAACAUUUUUUAGAACGAAUUAAUAUUCCAUUAUGGUCUUCAUCUGAUGAACUUGUUAUUCUAUUAAAUGAAUUAAAACGUAAUAAAACAAAUGAUAAACAAAUUAAAAAAAAUUCAAAUUCAAAUUUAAAUAAUAAUUAUAUUUAUCUUCAACGAUUAUGUCGUUUAUAUAGUUUAUUAAAUAAUAGAAAAGAAUUAAAUAUCUAUGAAAAUCAAUUAUUAGAAUCUUAUCGUAAUCGAUUAUCAAUUAUACUAAAUAAAAUUUUUUCAAAUAUUAUUGAUAAACUUUCACAAAUUGAAUUAUUUAUUUAUAAAAUUUGUUCAAAAGAUGAUCAAACAAUAUCAUCUAAUUUAUUUCUGUGUCCAAUAUGUAAUAAUCCAUUAAUAAUAACAAAAGAUGAUCUAUUAAAUUGUCAAUGUUCUAAUAAACAUGUUUGGCCUCGAUGUUCAACAACACUUUUACCAUUAUAUUUUGAUUCAGCUCAAACAUGUUCAUUAUGUGAUAGAACAAUAACUCUUAUUCAAACAAAUGAUCAAAAUUAUAACAAUUUUAUAGAAUAUAAAGAUAAACAAUUAGACUUUUUUUUUUCAUCUAUAUGUACUUUUUGUAUGUAA